Parnassius mnemosyne (clouded apollo) is the source of this 3775-nucleotide messenger RNA. The record is from the annotation of a GenBank genome assembly. Lineage: Eukaryota; Metazoa; Arthropoda; Insecta; Lepidoptera; Papilionidae.
AACAACAACUGAAUCUCAAAAUCUCAAAACAAACAAACUUCUAUUUUAAUUAUAUGUAUUGAAAUUAAGAAAAUGGAAAUGAAAAUUCAACUUAUAUUAUUGAUUGUGUCUUCUAUUAGUGACUCAGGUUUAGCAAUAUGGUGUUACCAAUGUACAGCAGCCACUCCUGGUUGCAAUGAACCCUUUAACUGGCGAGGUAUUGGUUAUUUAGGAAGUCCUUGCGUCGAUAGUGAAGAUGUCUGUGUAAAAUUGAUUGAGAGAAAAGGAGCUCAAGAAGUAAUAACAAGGGACUGUUUAAGCAAUUUUAAACCAUUCCGUACUGAUAUACCUGCUGAUACCUAUGAGGGCUGUAGGCCAGCUGCCAAAGAUGUAAACCUGGCCAAUUAUGUGAACAAUUCAAUAAAAGAACUUGAUGUAAAAAGGGAGUGGUAUGACGAGACUAUAUGGUGCAUGUGCUUUCUUGAUCAUCGAUGUAACAGUGCAUCAGCCGUUACAAAUUCAUUUGUCAGUCUAGCAUUGUCAAUUGUACUAUUACUUACAAAACUGUUUCCUUGAUAGCCAGUCAUGUACUGCAAAUUGGACUGAGACUGACAAUAGGUAUGCAAUAAAAAUCAAAUAUACAAAAGGCCAUUCAUGUAUAACCAAAUAAAUAGACUUAAACUGACUAUUGUUAAAGGAUCCUAAUUGUCAAGCUAUAUUUGUUUCUAAACCUUGUAAAAUUAAGCAAUAUCAAAACUUUUUAUUAGGAUAGUGCUUGUGAAAAAAUGAAUAUCAAUAUUUUAUAAUCUGACAAAUGAAAAAUAAAAAACGAUGCAAUACCGAAUUACACACAUAUUUCUUUGUCAUGCAGUUUCGCUGAUAUCUAUCAGUGUUAACAUUUGUUUUGAGAGAUUCAUUUCUACCAGAGGGUACAUGAUACUAACUAUGUUAAUUCAGAUGUAAUAAUUUUUUGUCUGUACUAAUUUAAACUCAAAUUGGUACUCGGUGCUGAAACUUUUUGUAAACUUAGUGGACUUCCAUAACUUUUUAUGUAAAAAUCGCUUUUAUUGUUUUUUAAUUUCUUUAUAUUAUUAUUCUUAUAGUUAUUUACUUUUAUUAUGUCAGUUUGAAAUCUUUAGCGAUUAAGGGAUAAUCAAAUGAUGGGCACUGUUAAAUCUACCGAAGAGGUUUAAAUAUAUAGGUAUACUAUAGAGCGGACGUUGGGAACAUUUAUAUACAAAAACUUUGAGCUAGUGCGCGUGUGGCACCCUCUAGAUAAAAAUAGCAAAACAACACUAAGCAUUUAUUAAGACAACAUUUUAACUAUUCCCCAGUAGGUGAUGAUAAUAAAUAUAACCUCGUUUUAGGAAUGUUACCGUUUUAAUAUCAAAGUAUCGAUAAUGUUGUUGAAGAUUACAAGUUUGAAAUGCUUUUCGAUAUAAUAAUAGGAAAUAUACAUGAUUGUUUUAUAAUUAAAAUUGGUAACUAAAUAGUGACGUUUACUGGAUAACAGAGGGCGCUUAUUACAAUAAAAAUAAAUGUUCUAGAACAAUCUACUAGAAAUAAUAAAAUUUAAAGAUUAUUCGGUAAAUAUAUAUUAUUAUAAUUAAAUAUAAUUAUAUUUACGAUAAUAAACCGAUAUCACAUUCAUUUUUUGUUCCAUAUCGUGACUUACAAUAUCUUAAUGCACAACCUGGCAUAUUUUCUUUAAAAAUAUUUUUUAAAUAUAUGAAACGAAUACGUCUUGACUUUUUGACGAUGUCACUAAGACUAAAUGACAAAAAUCGGAGAUAUAUCCUAUAGGACAUAAGUUACAGACGACAAUUUUGCAACUGAUGUCCGGUCUAUUACUACUACUACUUAAAUGUCUUUGAAAUCUACCCAUAUCACACUUGACAGUUAGUAGUAACUGUGGUUAAAUUGAAGGUGGAUGAAGGUAUUGUAGCUGUUGCAGCUCGAUUAUUUAAUCAGCCUCAUAAUAUGACGGUUAAGUUUGCUGUUAAAAUCGACAUAGGGUAAACGCCUAGUUUCAUAGUCUAAUUACAAUGAUAUGUAUAACAUUAACUUAUUGGCUAACUGAAACUUUUUGGCUUUUGAUAUAGCUGAACUAAUAGCCACUAUGACCUUUCUAUUUGGUUUCUUUUUCUACCACUAUAGUACUAACAUUCCUUUUAUAGGAUUAGAUCAAUAGUUGAUGUAAUCUUAUCAUUAGUGCUAUUUGAAAUUAUGUGCAACAAAAUACAUUAAUUUGUUCAAAUGUAAUUAAAUUUUAAACAAGUUAGAACUCAACUUCACCUUAAACUAAUAAUUUCUUUAACACAAGAGCUAAAUAUUUCUAAUCCUUUUAUAAGCAUUAUGCUGGGACAUUUGGCUAAGCUUUUAUAAGGCAUUUAUUUAAAUGCUGGCAAUUAACAAAAUAAAUAGCGAUCCAAUUCACAGACUGAUAAACCACCGAUCUGCAACAUACCUAUGGUUAGCCAGGCAUUUGCAAUUAGGUUAUUGUAAUUGACAUAACUAUUCAUAAGUAUAAAUGAAAAUAUUGUUUGUAUAUUAUGUUGUAAUACAACUGAGUUAAAUAUGGUUUUAAAAAUAACUAAUUUUUGGUCUGAGUGUUAGUUAAGUAAUUUACGACAGUAAUAUGAACGUAAAAUUGCACGACAUUUAUCAAGUAAAAUACACACAAUUAUAAUUAGUAUUGUGAUAUUUGUAGAUUGUUUGUUAGAUUUAUUUUAACCUACUCGUGUCUCAUUUUAAAAAUGUGUUUAUUUGUAUGUUGUAUAAGAAUGAAAAAAUAAUAGGUACUUUAAGUUUAUCUAAUAUAUAUAAAUUAAUAUUUGUUUGUUCGUAUUUUAUGCGCUGCCAUACCGUUCAUCAGAUUGCAGUAAAACUUUGUCAACCUAUUGCUUGCCCUUGCACGAAGAUUAUAUGCAUAGUACAAUUAAUUUACACUAGGUGGCGCGAGCGUAUCAUACCGAUAAAUUUAGUAGAAAGAUAUAUCAUUCAAUUUCAAUGAAUCAUCAAUAUCAUUCCUAAUUAAACAAUAUAACUCUCCCAAAUUUAAAACGAUAACCGGCCGAAUUUGUAAAGGUCUAGAAUAAGUAAUGUAGGCAAAUGGUGAAAAAAGAAAUUAAUUUAAAAAAUCUCAAAUAUUCUGUUUUUUUUAACUUUUAAAUUCAAAAUGUGUGGUAAUGAAUUAUUUUAACUGAUUUUACUGCGCACGCAAUCAAUAAAUAAUCUUCUUUAUAUAUAAAAAUUACGUGUCACAUUGUUGGUCCGCGAUGAACUCCUAAACUGCUGAACUGAUUUCAAUGAAAUUUUGCACACUCUGUGCAGUUUGGUCAAACUUAAGAGAUAGGAUAGUUUUUAUCCUGAUAAGUGACACUCAAUAUUUUAUUAAAUACGAAUUUAAGGAUUUUUUAUAUGAAGGGUCGUCAAAAAGGGCAGAACAACUUCGGCUUGGCCAGCUAGUAUAUAUAUAUGUUAAUAUUAUAUAAUAAAGUGCAAAAUGGUAUAUCAUUAUUUAUAAUUAAGUCCGUCCUGUACUUUAUACCUUUUGAUAUAGGUUAUACUUACACCUAAACAAUAAGGUACCUAUAAAUAAAUAAAUUUCGAGAUUAAAUUUUUGUGUAAACUAUAAUAAGCUCUUUUAUAUUUAUGUUUUUUUUUUUUAUCUUAAGUCUUUAUUCCGUCCAUUGUUUGUUAGAUUUGUAUAUGUACAUAUUAAAUAGAUUUUUCAUUACACUUUUAUAUUAAUUGAUCUGAAUAUAAGAUGAAAAGUAAAAAUAAUAAAUUUAUC